Molecule: messenger RNA, 1401 nt
Organism: Tupaia belangeri chinensis (Chinese tree shrew)
Lineage: Eukaryota; Metazoa; Chordata; Mammalia; Scandentia; Tupaiidae
Gene: ALDH3B2
Product: aldehyde dehydrogenase 3 family member B2
Exons: 9
Coding region: 1-1401 (466 amino acids)
Biological process (GO): aldehyde metabolic process
Cellular component (GO): cytoplasm
Molecular function (GO): aldehyde dehydrogenase (NAD+) activity; 3-chloroallyl aldehyde dehydrogenase activity
Source: RefSeq, a predicted model, not a curated record
AUGGACCCUGUGGAGGACACGCUGCGGCGGCUGCGGGAGGCCUUCAACUCCGGGCGGACACGGCCCGCCGAGUUCCGGGCUGCGCAGCUCAAGAGCCUGGGCCACUUCCUGCAGGACAACAAGCAGCUUCUGCAGGACGCGCUGGCGCAGGACGGGGGUUUGCGUUCAGCCUUCGAGUCAGAGGUGUCUGAGAUCGCCAUCAGCCAGGACGAGAUCAACCUGGCCCUCAGGAACCUGUCAGCCUGGAUGAAGGACGAGUCGGUGACCAAGAACCUGGCCACACAGCUGGACGCAGCCUUCAUCCGGAAGGAGCCCCUGGGCCUGGUGCUCAUCAUCGCUCCCUGGAACUAUCCCCUGAACCUGAUGCUGGUGCCCCUGGUGGGUGCCCUCUCCGCAGGGAACUGCGUGGUGCUGAAGCCCUCGGAGAUCAGCAAGAGCACAGAGAAAGUCCUGGCCGAGGUGCUGCCCCGAUACCUGGACCCGAGCUGCUUUGCUGUGGUGCUGGGCGGCCCCCAGGAGACAGGGCAGCUGCUGGAGCACAAGUUCGACUACAUCUUCUUCACAGGGAGCCCCCGUGUAGGUAAGAUUGUCAUGGCCGCUGCCGCCAAGCACCUGACCCCUGUCACCCUGGAGCUGGGGGGCAAGAACCCCUGCUACGUGGAUGACGACUGUGACCCUCAAAUUGUGGCCAACCGUGUGGCCUUCUUCCGCUACUUCAACACUGGCCAGACCUGCGUGGCCCCCGAUUAUGUCCUGUGCAGCCCUGAAAUGCAGGAGCGGCUGCUGCCCGCCCUGCAGAGCGCCAUCACCCGUUUCUUUGGUGACGACCCACAGAGCUCCCCAAACCUGGGCCGCAUCAUCAGCCAAAAACAAUUCCAGAGGCUCCAGGGAUUGCUGGGCUGUGGCCGUGUGGCCGUCGGUGGCCAGAGCGACGAGAGUGACCGCUACAUUGCCCCCACGGUGCUGGUGGAUGUGCGGGAGACGGAGCCCGUGAUGCAGGAGGAGAUCUUCGGGCCCAUCCUGCCCAUCGUGAACGUCAGGGGCCUGGACGAGGCCGUGGACUUCAUCAACCGGCGGGAGAAGCCCCUGGCCCUGUACGCCUUCUCCAACAGCAACCAGGUGGUCACACAGGUGCUGGCCCGGACCAGCAGUGGGGCCUUCUGCGGGAACGACGGCUUCAUGCACAUGACCUUGACCAGCCUGCCCUUCGGAGGUGUGGGUGCCAGCGGGAUGGGCCGGUAUCACGGCAAGUUCUCCUUCGACACCUUCUCCCACCACCGCGCCUGCCUGCUGCGCUGCGCUGGGAUGGAGAAGGUCAACGAUCUGCGCUACCCGCCCUACACAGACAUGAAGGUGCAGCUGCUCAGCUGGUCCUUGAGCCAGAGCUGCUCCCUCCUGUGA